Hippocampus comes (tiger tail seahorse) is the source of this 2568-nucleotide messenger RNA. RefSeq names its product RNA-binding protein 4.1-like. The coding region runs from base 462 to 1574 and encodes 370 amino acids. The record is from RefSeq and is a predicted model, not a curated record. Gene Ontology annotation, molecular function: zinc ion binding; mRNA binding. The transcript has 4 exons. Gene Ontology annotation, cellular component: nucleus. Lineage: Eukaryota; Metazoa; Chordata; Actinopteri; Syngnathiformes; Syngnathidae.
UAUACCGUUUAAAACUCGCCGCUAGUGGAGAUUUCAUAGUAUCGCGUCCUUACCGAGCCUUGCUGGCUUUGGCGCGAUCGGCGUAAUGUUUACUAGCUGACGCAUUGAGCCCGCCUUCAUUUAGCAAACGUGCGCACGCCAUCCCCUCGGUGAUCGACAAUUUCGUUUUCAUCGGCUCGGUGGACGCUAACGUCACGUUAAUAAAUGUAAUGUCACUUUGGACGCGAUAUCUCGGCGCCAAAGAAUUGAAUUUAUGUGCAAGCGAGCCUCGGGCUUGUUAGCGUCGUGUAGCACGCGUCGGGAAAUGCCUUUCGCGAGCCACUACGUCAUUGCAUCGUAACCGACUUUGACUUGUUUGAUUGCGUAGAGCGACUCUCUGCAGGUCGGCUUUCAUUUCACACGUUGGAUUUGAACGGCGGGGCAGGAUCGUAGUGGACUGGGUCCACAGAGCGCCUGUAGUCAUGGUGAAAAUCUUUAUCGGCAAUUUGGCCUGCAACACCAGCGUCGAGGAGCUGCGGGGCCUCUUUGAGAAGUACGGCAAGGUCACAGAAUGCGACAUAGUCAAGAACUUUGGCUUUGUGCACAUGAGCCUCCUGUCCGAGGCCGAGGAGGCCAUCCAGAACCUCAACCAACACCAGCUGAACGGCUGGCGCAUGAACGUGGAGCUGAGCAAGGGCAGGCCCAAGUCGAGCACCAAGCUGCAUGUGGGCAACCUCGGCGAAGGGGUCACGGCGGACAUUUUGCAGGCUAAAUUUGAAGAGUUUGGCUCGGUUGUGGAAUGUGACGUAGUGAAGGACUAUGCCUUUGUUCACAUGGAGCGAAUGGAGGAUGCCAUGGAUGCCAUUAAUAAGAUGGACAACACUGCCUUCAAAGGCAAACUGAUGAGCGUACAACUGUCCACCAGUCGGCUGCGCACGGCCCCGGGAAUGGGAGAUCAUACCGGCUGCUUUGUCUGCGGGAAACAUGGUCACUGGUCGAAAGACUGUCCAGUCGAUCGCAACAAUAGCCACGGUGACGACAUGAGAGGUUUCGGCGGCCGCGGCCCCCCACGCGGUCCCCCAGGUUUUGGCAGGGGCGGCUACGGAAUGGCCGGCGCACCCCCUAAUUUCAUGGCUGGCGCUGCGUUUAAUCGGGCUAGUUAUGGCGGCGGAAUGCCGCCGCCGCCGCCCCCCCCUCCUCGGAGGCCUGGCUCUGAGGUGGGGGAUCGGUAUGGUGAGAGGUCUUCAGUUUACGACCGAGAUCGGGUGCACACUAGUGUUGACUACUAUGAGAAGUACAGACCUCGCCCUUACGGCUCGAGUUAUUUCGAGGAGCGCCGCAUGUCCUAUCUGCCCCCUCCCCCUCCGCCCCCACCCCCUUCUGCCCUCUCAAAGUUCUCGGGCAUGGACCCGUACGAGCGGCAUCCGCCGCCACCCGCACCGGCCACCCCUUCCGCUGCCGCUUACUAUGCGAGAGAGCACAACCCAAUCGGCCGGGCACCCGUCACACCGGCAGGCUACACGUAUGAGCGCAAGCGGCUAUCGCCCGUCCCCGCCGCCAGGGGCGGCUACAUGCCACGCUACGCGCCGUACUAAAAGCACACGGUCUUGGACUGAGCAUCAUUUUGUCAAGAUUCCAGACUACGUGGUGCCACGUUCAGCUUUUUUUUUUUUUUCUUUCCCCCUCUCCAUAAUGUCACAUUUAUUUCUCAGUUUUGAUUUUUUUUGUUUGUUUUAAUAUGUACAUUGGUUGCUUGUUUUGCAAGAUUUUCAGCUCGGAUUUUAGAUUUUUUUUUUUUUUUUUGUAAACCUUUUCACUUGUUCACACGUCAAUGUGGGAUUUUUUCUGGCAUCACUUGUCAUUUAAAAAGUUGGCUUCUAUCCGACACGUUUGUAUGUGAAUGCGGCGGAAGAGCCCAAAAUUUAAUGGAGACAUUUAUUUCCUGUAUCACUGAGUUUGUUUGCUUACUAAAAGCAAGUACGGAUGUUCAACUCAUCUGCUCAUGCUUUAUUACGCGUUUAUCCCAAAUUGUUUUCAGUGAAGUCAUUUGCUUCCUGUGUCAUAAAGUUCCUGUUUUUGCUUCAAUUACUGUUCAUGCUACUCUUAUUAGCAUUCAUGUUGGAUCGAAAAGCCACGCUAAAACUAUCCCACUAAGUUUAAGUUUCUCGAAUAGCAGUGAAGACAAAUUAUGCUUAAAAAAAACAUUCCAACCUCCCGUUUAUGACUACACAGUGUGUGUGAAAUUAAAACCUUUUUAUAUCACUUUUUUUGCCUUUCUGAAGUGACAGUUCUUUGAAAUAAAGUGUCAGAGUGAUGGCAAGGCAUGGAAUGUCAUUCCCCUGGCUUUCUGGUUUUGUACACAAAAUUCACUUUUUAUUUUUUCUUUUAAGGGGGGUCUCUUUUUGUAAAUCAGCAAGAAUCCUUGGGGUUAGUGACUGGGGGCUUGGACUUGAUGUCAAAAGGCACCAUUGUUCUGCCCUUUUUUUGCAUCGAGGUACAGGUGAAUGUUUUUCAUACUAGCUGUAAUAGCUGUAAUAUCAGCAUAUAUUUUUUAAAAGUAAAAUAAAAGACAAGUCAUUUUGGCAAGUA